Messenger RNA from Aspergillus clavatus NRRL 1, 1119 nucleotides. RefSeq names its product M48 family metallopeptidase. Gene Ontology annotation, biological process: protein quality control for misfolded or incompletely synthesized proteins; mitochondrial protein processing. Gene Ontology annotation, cellular component: mitochondrial inner membrane. The record is from RefSeq and is a predicted model, not a curated record. NCBI's taxonomy places the organism in Eukaryota, Fungi, Ascomycota, Eurotiomycetes, Eurotiales, Aspergillaceae. The transcript is spliced from 9 exons. Gene Ontology annotation, molecular function: metalloendopeptidase activity. Bases 1 to 1119 code for a protein of 372 amino acids.
AUGUUCCGCUUACCGAUAGCCCGCGCUCUUGUCCGCAGCGCCCCGGCUACAUCUUCAUCGUACCCCAUACCGCGCAUCGCAUCCUCUAUACUCGAACCCGCCUUCUCACCCGGCCGAACAUUCCGACAGCCGUGUCCCCCCUUCACGACGCUCAAGUUCUCAGCAAGAGCCUCAUUGUGCUUCCCAAAUCGAUCCUUCUCCACCUCUGCCACGCUACGAUUCGGCAAUGCCAGAUACCAGCGAUUUAAUGGCCCAAGGCGUGAGUCGCUUUUACAGCGAUUCCUGCGAAACGCGAAGCCAUACCACUUUGUCAUCAUAGGCGUCGUGAUCGGCGGCGUGUACACCCACAAUGUUGAAACCGUAGAGAUGACCGGUCGCCGGCGGUUCAAUUGUAUCUCCCACCAGCAGGAGAUCAAUAUGGGCAAAGAGAGCUAUGAAGAGGUUCUGAGAUCGACUCGAGGAAAGAUCCUCCCGGAGAACCAUCCGCUUACGAUGACGGUGAACCGCGUUCUUCGUAGGUUGAUACCCCAGGCACCAAUUGAGGAUGCCGAUUGGAGAGUCCAUGUGAUCAAGGAUGAUGACAUGGUCAACGCUUUCGUUCUUCCAGGCGGGAAAGUCUUCGUCUACACGGGCAUCCUACCUAUCUGUAAAGAUGAAGAUGGAUUGGCGGCAGUGCUGGGCCACGAAAUCGCUCAUGUGGUCGCCCAUCAUCCUGCGGAACGUAUGAGUAACAACCUCAUCACAGUCGGCUCGGUGUUCCUUAUAUCCCUGCUCUUUGACAUCUCGGGACAGAUUCCUUCGCUGCUGCUUAAUCUGAUGUACAGCUUGCCCAAUUCGCGAACGCAAGAGGCUGAAGCAGAUAACAUCGGUUUGAUGAUGAUGGCGAAAGCUUGCUUCGAUCCAGAAGCUGCUGUUGGACUUUGGGCCCGUAUGCAGAAAGCAGAGGAACAAUCACCACCUCAAUUCCUCUCAACACAUCCAUCGAGCUACAACCGCAUGGAGGCAAUCCGAGGAUGGCUGAACAAGGCCGAGAUUCUCUAUGAAGAUAGUGGAUGCAAUACUCUCGGCAGCUACAUGCCUGGCUUCCGCCAAGCUUCCAAUGACUACUAUGGUUGGUAA